GAACACAAACACAGUUAUAUCCGUGCUGCACGUUUGCUUGAAUCGCAAGAUUGAUCCGUGUUUUCAGCUUGAAAUCGACGCUGCACCUGCGGUGACACGUCACAGGAGAUGUGCAACACUUGCUUUGAGUCUAGGUUGAUCACCCCUUGCUGAGAAUUCCUGCACAUUGCAAUCCGCGGAUCAAAACCAGUUACUCCCUCAUCAUGGCAUUUCCGCGGGACCGUAGGACGAUUAGAGAGGAGUACGAGGAGCGCUUCUUUAACAGAGAUUCAAGAGAGGUGACGGUCCAGAGAUUUGUGAAUAUUGUAGAGAGAAGGAAUAUUGUACGGCCCGAGCUCGACUACGAUAGAAGGUAUUGCGAUGACUCGUGGUACGGUGGCCCUCGAAACCAUCAGGACCAAAGAGGAUACCGUGACGGAGAUGGUUACGGUUACAAGGAUGAAAAUCCCAUGUACGACAACUUCAACAGAAAUUCAUCGCCCCCACGAAAGGAUGACUCUUACUCCUACAAGUGUUCAAACAGAGAUGAUGGAUAUAUGAGGCGUCAAGUAGAGAUAAGGAACCGCUGCAGAUCUGGGCCUUAUCAAGGCGGCAGAGGUCACGGGUUUGGCCCCCCUCAGAGACCCAUGUCAGACAGGGGCAGUCACCAACCAAGGCCACUACAUGGAUACAGCAAUCGAGGGGCUGACCACGAAGAUUAUAGGCGAGGGGAACCAUUUACUGUCACACGGGAGUGCUCUCCUGUCAGGCGGAAAAGCCCAACACCGGAAUCAUCUGACCCCGGACCUGAUACCAGCGCUACGAGCCAUUCUCCCAACAGGAACAAGGGCUUCACCUACCAGCAGCUCCAGCAAAGAAAUAAAGUCCAGACACCGACUGACCACACUCCCAGCGGCUCCAGGGACCAGUCACCACACAGCUCGGGGUCUCAGAAGGAGAACCCCCCCGCAUCUGUAACGGAGUCUGUCGAGGUGGGGGAGGAAGUAGGGGAGGAAGAAGUGAAGGAAGGAGUGGAGGAAGGAGUGGAGGAAGGGGCGGCGGCAGCAGCGGGGGAAGUGGUGAUGGUGCCUGCCAGCGUGGAGCCAACGCCAACACCGGAGGAGGACUUCAAGGCCCGCCGGGCGCAGGCCAUUCAAAGUAAAGCAUUGGAAAUAGAGAAGCUUUACCGGCAGGACUGUGAGACGUUCGGCAUGGUGGUGAAAAUGUUGGUGGCCAAGCAGCCCAAGUUGGAGGAGCUAGUGGAGGCUCCGCUGAAGGAGAACCUGCUGGAGAUCAAGCAGCGGUGCCUUGAUGACCUCAAGCUCUUCAUCAAGGAGCUUGACCAGGUUACACAACCACCCGAGACCUCGACAUGAAACCACGGACCCCUGCGAAAACACAUCCUAGUACGUAGUGACCUGGCCUCGAGUGUCAAAGUCAAACCUUUCUUUUAAUUUGUGGCAUAAAAGUCAACCCUACUGUUCGGACGCGCUCGUAUCUUCGCUGUUGCCCGUUUGACCUUUUUGGAUUUUCAGAGAACGACCCGAUUUCACUCCUACCUAAAACGACCGCGGGCGGUUUUUAAACUCUUUAUUCUGUCGAGAUAAAUACCCAACUGAGAUAUUAAUGCGUUGCAUAUGUUAGUGUCUGUUAGGAACCAGCGGGCACUAAAAUUACCAUUUUAACAACUAUAAUACUAUUUUUACACAGUUUAGACUUCAGAGAGACAAGGUCGAGCUGUUGAAAAAGUGAAAAUAUUACCUGAAAAACAAAAGGGGAAACACACACUGCCCAUCUAACCAAUGUGACAAGGCCUAUGAAACAUGAAAUGUAAAAAAAGAACCGAAAUUAAUUUUUUUAUGAGUAAACUGUGGUGUUUGUAUUACUUUUUUAAACCAAGCAGUAAACUAGUUGUGUGGUACGUGGUCAGCAUGGAGAGAGCUGCAUUGCCUGUGGUAAUGACGUACUCAACACAAUUCCACUAUCUUCAUGUGUUGUUCAGUCGUUGCUGUCGUUUACCUCGUCAGGUUGUGUUCAUUCAAACCAGCGUAGCUCCUGCACUGCUUCAGCUGGGCAGGUCGAGGAACGUUUGGCAGAAAAUCACUUUGGAAUUUUUCAUGCGCAUUUGUGUGUAAUCCCGAGUAAAACCCAUUUGUGUGUAAUCCCGAGUAAAACCCAUUUGUGUGUAAUCCCGAGUAAAACCCAUUUGUGUGCUCGUCAUGAAACUAGCAGCAUCACACGGUAUUACUGGUGUCCCAGGUGAAUGGCACAGGAAAGUCCUGCGUCUGGUCUUGGAAGAGCUUGUCAGACCUCUUCCUGAGCAGCAGUGACGUGAUUCUUCCAGUCACCAGACGGGCCUUUCCUCGUGAGUGAUCCCUUCUGG
Molecule: messenger RNA, 2362 nt
Organism: Lampris incognitus (smalleye Pacific opah)
Lineage: Eukaryota; Metazoa; Chordata; Actinopteri; Lampriformes; Lampridae
Product: periphilin-1-like
Exons: 10
Coding region: 204-1355 (383 amino acids)
Biological process (GO): protein localization to heterochromatin; negative regulation of gene expression, epigenetic; negative regulation of DNA-templated transcription
Cellular component (GO): nucleoplasm
Source: RefSeq, a predicted model, not a curated record